Messenger RNA from Pelmatolapia mariae (spotted tilapia), 3566 nucleotides. RefSeq names its product AF4/FMR2 family, member 1 (gene aff1). The coding region runs from base 180 to 3566 and encodes 1128 amino acids. The record is from RefSeq and is a predicted model, not a curated record. Gene Ontology annotation, biological process: regulation of gene expression. Gene Ontology annotation, cellular component: nucleus; super elongation complex. The transcript is spliced from 19 exons. NCBI's taxonomy places the organism in Eukaryota, Metazoa, Chordata, Actinopteri, Cichliformes, Cichlidae.
CAGAGUGGACAGCCCAAACACGUAGUGGCAGCAGACAACUAUCAAACAACGUCGUCCUGACAGUUUUUAAACUAACAACCCACCUUCACCGGUAAACAAUGUGACCAAGUGAGAAGAAGACCUCGGCGAGGACUGUGAGAGACGCAUGACAACCAACUUUGGUUGUUGUGAGACGCACCAUGACAUCUCAGCCGAGUGCACACGAUGGAGAGAGGCACCUCCUUCGCCUCCGAGCAUGGCAACAGAGGGUCCAAGAAGCCAGCCAAACCCAAGAACCUAAGCCUGAGAAUGUACCCCUUUUUGGCGAGCCAUACAAGACAAACAAAGGAGAUGAACUUUCCAAUCGAAUCCAGAGGAUGCUGGGCAAUUAUGAAGAUGUGGAUACUCCCUCACCACUUUCCAUUGAGACGAUACCCACUCCCGCUUAUGCAAACCUCUCACAGUCGGAUCAGGGUCAGUUAAACACAGAUAAAUCAACCAAACCUCCAAUUCAGAACCAGGUCCUUUCCAUGUCCACACAAAGCCAGAAGGAGCCUUCUAGUAACUCCUUGCACCCCAUGAGAGGAGUUACUACCACUUCCCCGACUCACCAUGGACAUUCAUCCACUUUCUCAAAGCCACCUUUAAACCACAGUCAGGGCAGUCAGCUUAACCACUCAGCACAUCAACAACAACAAAAGAAGAACGAAGUCUUCUCAGACCUCAGGGACCGUGCCAGUCUUUACCACGAAAUGUCUGAUCAGUCUGACGAUGUUAAGCCGCUACCCUUCCUACAUUCCAGUGACCAUAAUCACAUGGACACAGACACUAAGGACACUGUUGAUGAAUAUCAAGGGUCCACAGACCAUGCCUCUGAGUCUUCCAGCAAUGUAGAUGUUUCCACAUUGAAAAUUAAACAAUCCCCUAAGGAUGUAUCACUGCCUGAGGCUAACAAAACUAACGCACUACCCUCCCAGACUUUUCCUCUCCUGUUGUCAUCUAAGCAGCCCAGUGUGGUCAUGACCCAGAAGCCAACAGCAUACGUGCGGCCCAUGGAUGGGCAGGACCAGUUGGUCACAGAGUCACCUGAGCUAAAGCCUUCACCAGAACCAUAUGCACCACUGCCAGAGUUGAUAGGCAAGUCUGACCUGGGUAAAACAAAGAAAGCGCCACAAUUUUUGGAGACAAAGACAGAUGAAGCUCAAUGUGUGGAGGACAUCUUAAGGGAAAUGGCUCAUGCUUGGCCACCUCUCCUAAAAACUAUACGCACACCAAGCACAGAUGAGCCCCCCAAGUCCCCUUUCCUAGCCAAGGAAGCAAAGCAUGCCUCUUCAUGUCCAGGACAGAGAAACCAUGACUCCUCACCUCCUGAGUCAUCUCAUCCCAGCCAACAGAUGUCCUCAUCUUCAUUUGAAGUGGCACAUUCCAGCGGGGUAGAGUCUAUGAGCUCCAGUGAAUCGGAGAGUAGCUCGGGAUCAGAUUCGGAGAGUGAAAACUCUACUGUGGAGCCACCUCAGCCCCCAGCUGGCACCUCAGUUAAAACUGAGGCUGACGCCCCAGCAGUGAGCCAUGAGGACUGGCAGUUGGGAAACUGGAUCAGGUCCAGCCAACCAAAUUCUGGCAGUGAAAGUCAAAGCGCGGUACUUGUUCCUGAGAACGCCUCUCAUAAAGAACAACAGUUCACUCAAGACUUCAAACACUCCAGCGUUCAAGUGGUUGACUCCACUGGGGAGUCUCAGCCUCAGCUUUCUUCUCACCACACAGACAGCACCGCCAUUUCUCAGCAAAGCAGUGAAAGCUCUCAGGACAACUGUUGUCUGCAAAGUCGCCAAAAAUCUCUCUCUGCUAAUGUGAACAGCUCAAAGAAAUUCUCAAAAUCGGUGAAAGGAGGUUGUCCAGACCACACUGAUGCAGCAACCCCUGUGAAAUGUGAGGAAGCGGUAACAGCUCAAACAAAAUACCCGUGUUUCACAGAUAGACCCAAGGUAAAGACGAAAGUAGGACACUGCAAAAAAAGUAAAGAAGGCAGUAAUGGUAAAAGAGACAUUAAAAGGACUAAACUCAGUUCACAGCAUUUUCCUAACUCCUGCCCCACCCAAAGCCCUGUUCAGCCUGCCCCGCCAGUCAGCAUCAGUUGUAGCAAAUCCGACGCAGAGACCAUCUGCCAGACGGGCACCAAGAUGCCUCACAAAACGACCCACAAGCACUUAGAGAAGCCUGGGCGUACUGCCAAGGCUUCUCGGGACCUCGGGAGGACUCCCAGAUCCCUAAUGGUGAAGAUAGAGCUAAGUCUGCUCUCAAGAGUGCCCCAGACCUCUGGCAUUCACCAAGGAAUUCCCAGCACUGCAAAACAAUCUGCACAGGUCACGGAUCCAGAUAAAGUAGGCGGUGGUACUUCUGCAACACACAACCACACUAAAACCAGCAGGAAGAGUAAACCACAAAAUGCUGAGGUAGACAACAAAGGUCUUCCCAGGAAGAAACAGAAGCUGGAAAACAAGACUGCUUCAUUGACUAAAGUUUCUGUGAAACUGAAAUGUUCAAGCAAUCUAGCAGAGGCCCAGCAGCAGAGGAAGGCCAAGAAAGAUUGUCAGCACCCUGAACCAUCUGAAGAUGCUGCUAAAAAGUCAAAGCUUCACAAGAGCCAGGCGAAAAUACCAGAAUCGAGUAAGAAAACAGAAAAGAACAUGGCGUCUCAUAAACCCAAGAAGAGCAAUGGAAAAUCCACAGAGCACCCACAGUCUGAAGCGAAUAAGUCCCCAAAGGUCAGCUUUGCUGUAACAUCAUCAUCACAGCCCCUCAGCAAACCUGUGGCUAACAAAUCCUUGCUCAAAUUUGAAGAGAGACAACAUCCAGUGAAGCAUUACAUAAAAGAGGCCAAAAGACUGAAGCAUAAAGCAGAUGCAGAGUCGGAUAAGCUCAGUAAAGCUUUCAACUACCUUGAUGCUGCCAUGUUCUUUGUUGAGAGUGGCAUUGCCAUGGAAAAAGAUCCACAGACGUUGUUGUCUUCCUACACAAUGUUUGCAGAGACUGUGGAACUCCUCAAGUUUGUGCUGAAACUUAAAAACUCAGUGGACCUUUCUGCUCCACCCCCAGAGAAAGACUUUCUAGUUUUAUGUUUGAAGUGCCAGUCUCUCCUGCAAAUGGCCAUGUUUCGACACAAACACAAAGCUGCUCUAAAGUAUUCAAAGACUCUCACUGAACACUUCAGUAGCUCUGCUCAGGCAACACACAAUCCUCAAACAUCUAGAGUGGGAGACAACCUGUCUACCUGCCUGCCAUCUCCAGCCACCACCUCAGGUCCUAGCUCUAACCACAGUGCCAGUGGGUUGGUUGUGGGCAGUACUGUGGCAGUUCCUCAAGCCAUUGAACAAAUGACUUUCACCUAUGUCAACAUCACAUCAUUGUUUUUGAGUGCUCAUGACAUCUGGGAGCAGGCAGAAGAGUUGGCACGUAAAGGCAGCGGUAUGUUGGCAGAGCUGGACACUGUUAUGGGGCCCUUAAACCUGUCUUCAGAUAUGACCUCCAUGGUCCGCUACACAAGACAAGGUGUUUACUGGCUGAGGCUGGACAGCCAAAAGGUAUGA